AUGGCCAAGAGAUCUAGCAAUAGUUUCUCACAAGAUGAAAACCUUUUGACGGUUGAUGGUGGUCCAGCAGAAGAUGCGUUCGUGCUUUCGAGCUUUAAGAAAGAAGCACCUGCCGAAAAUGAACAAUCUGCAAAUGCGGAUAUAGAUGCUGCAGAGCUCACCGGUUUUUUGGUUGCAGAAGAAAGGUCCAAGUCAGGUACUUUGAUGGCCUUUAUGAAUAUGGCUAAUAGUAUCCUGGGUGCGGGCGUCAUCGGACAGCCUCUUGCUGUGAAAAAUUGUGGAAUUAUCGGGGGAUUUCUAGCGAUAGUGCUUCUUUCGGCGCUGGUGGACUGGACGAUUCGUCUCAUCGUAAUCAAUCUCAAAAUUUCAGGGACUUCUAGUUAUCAGGAUAGUGUGGAACUCGCUAUGGGCAGAAAAGGCAAAGUUUUGAUUUUACUCACAAACGGGCUCUUUGCGUUUGGCGGGUGCAUAGGUUUCUGUAUCAUAAUGGGAGACACAAUUCCGCAUGUAAUGCGAGCAUUUUUCCCCUCGCAUGCGAACCUUUUCAACAGGAAUGUUAUUAUUUCCGUCGUUACUACUUUGAUCUCUUUUCCUUUGUCACUGAACAGAGAUAUCUCGAAACUGUCUCGGACUUCAAUGCUGGCAUUGUUGAGUAUGGUCAUAAUAGUGUCAAUUGUUGUGAUACAUGGAUUGUCAGUCGACCCAUCUUAUAGAGGAACAAUGGACGUCAGCCAAUGGUUCUUAACGCCAAGAAUAUUUCAAGGCAUCUCUGUGAUUUCCUUCGCUCUUGUCUGCCAUCAUAACACAAGUUUCAUUUUUUUUUCUCUAAAGAAUCCAAGUAUGAAGAGAUUUGAUAGGCUGACUCACUUGAGCUGCCUUGUGGCCAUGGUUUUUUGUCUCAUUAUGGGCUACUCGGGGUUUUUGGUGUUCAAAGAUAAAACAAAAGGCAACGUUCUCAAUAAUUUCCCUGGCGACGAUCGUUUGAUCAACGUGGCAAGGUUCUGCUUCGGCUUCAACAUGUUAACAACCUUCCCCCUUGAAGUUUUCGUUUUGCGAGAUGUUGUGAGAGACUUGAUAUUCUUCAAUGCUGAUAAGUCGGAGGGUCGCCCCGUAGAGCUGAGCUUAAAGUUGCAUGUAACCAUCACCUCAGUCGUGGUUUUUACGACUAUGGCUAUUUCGUUAACCACCUGUAAUCUGGGCGCCCUUUUUGAGCUAAUUGGGGCCACCACUGCUUCUUUGAUGGCAUAUAUACUGCCUCCUUGGGUCAACCUCAUACUAACAGGUAGCAGAAAAACCAUGCGCGACAAGAUUCCUCAUUACAUGUGUAUCGCGCUUGGAUUUGCCAUAAUGUUCAUAAGCGGAACACAAACAAUUGUGGCAUCAAUAAAAGGUGGCGAUCAAAAGCACUGUGAGCUAUAA
Molecule: messenger RNA, 1419 nt
Organism: Lachancea sp. 'fantastica'
Lineage: Eukaryota; Fungi; Ascomycota; Saccharomycetes; Saccharomycetales; Saccharomycetaceae
Source: the annotation of a GenBank genome assembly